UGGAGCUUUUCUGACAAAUCAUAAAAGCAUUCGCGCGUCUUUUCUUGGGGCCUUAUCAUUGGCAAUUUCGCCCACAAAUAAACGGUGCUCACGUCCAAUUUAUUAAGCCUAUAUGUCACACCUUUGGCGCGAUAAUUGGUCAUUCAUUAAAAAAUAAUAAUUCCAGAGAUUUUCUCAAAUCAAACUCUCCGCUUUUGAUAAGGCGUAAGUUGGUCCGUUGUAUAAAAAGAACAAUGCACCCUCGGCUCACGAUCAUAAAGUGAAGAAAAAGUGCCCAAAAUGGUGAACCGAAAAAGUGUUUCAUCGGUGCUCAUUGUUCUAUUUUCUGUGAUAGUGGCCCUAGUUGCAGGACAAUGCCAUCUGCAGGAUGUACAAAUGAUGGCCCAACACGAUGGGCAGCCAGCCUGUCUCAUUCGGUUUGAAUUUACACGACGCUGGAGGAAUAAUUACGAUGCAGGCUACUACUGGGAAUGCCGUGUUUGGGGCCAUCCUGCUGAGAAAUUCCCAUGUCCACCUGGAACACUUUUCCAGGAUUCCUGGCAAACGUGCCUGCCUCAAUCCAUGUGGGAAUGGACACCGUACAGUGAACCACCAACGAGAGCUGGUGAAGACAAUGAAGAUCAGUGCGAACCAAUUGAUACAGGCGUCUGUCCGCCUCCUACAACACAACCACCAGUUGAAACCACAACACCAGACUAUCCUACAGACACAACACCUAUAGAUCCAACUGGAACAACUCCUGAUUUUACAACUGAAACAAGCACUGAUCCAACGGGAACAACUCCAGAUACAACAACACAUACACCAACACCUCCUCAUGUAACAACCACUCCUGCUACACCUAGUACGACAACUCCUGAAGAAACAACAACAAGAACUCCAAGGCCGCAAACAACAACUACUCCUGAGCCAACAACGACUCCUCAGCCAACGACUCCUCAGCCAACGACAACUACUCCUGAACCCACACCGUCUCAAACAACGGAAAGACCAACAACACCUGAUACAACGACAACUCCUGAACCCACACCGUCUCAAACAACGGAAAGACCAACAACACCUGAUACAACGACAACUCCUGAACCCACACCGUCUCAAACAACGGAAAGACCAACAACACCUGAUACAACGACAACUCCUGAACCCACACCGUCUCAAACAACGGAAAGACCAACAACACCUGAUACAACGACAACUCCUGAAACCACACCGUCUCAAACAACGGAAAGACCAACAACACCUACAACAACUACAACUCAUAGACCUACAACAACGAGAACUCCCAAACCUACAACAACUCCGGAAACUACUACACCGGAAACAACAACACCUGAAACAACGACACCCAAACCUACUACAACAAAACACCCUAAGCCUACAACGACUACUCCUGAAACUACACCCUCUCAAACAACGGAAAGACCAACAACACCUGAUACAACGACAACUCCUGAACCCACACCGUCUCAAACAACGGAAAGACCUACAACACCUGAUACAACGACACCUAAACCUACAACGACAACUCCUGAAACCACACCGUCUCAAACAACGGAAAGACCAACAACACCUACAACAACUACAACUCAUAGACCUACAACAACGAGAACUCCCAAACCUACAACAACUACAACUCCUGAAACUACAACCCCUGAAACAACUGAAAGACCAACUAGAACUAGACCUACAAGAACAACUCCAGAAACAACUACAACCACGACUGAGAAAACAACAACUAAAAAACCAACAACUACUCAGCCAACAACAACAACUACAGAAGAACCCACAACAACAACUGAGCCACCAACUGAAACAACCACAACUCCUGAGGAAACCACAACAAUAUCCACACCUCCAAGUACACAGACACCACCAGAAAAUCCAGAUUGUCCAACAUGCCCCCCAACUUGCCCAACCUGCCCACCUGGUACAACGGAGCCAACGCAACCAACACCCCCUGCAAGUUUGGGAGAAUGUCCCGGAGCAAUGCCUGAGCAAUACGCACCUGGGCCGAUUGAUUGCGACCGACGUCCUGAAUGCCGUCCACCGCAUCAUCGCAACGACAUGGAACCCAGACGUGAUCCUACGACCUACUUCUACUGCGGUCCCGGCAAUGGUAACGUACGUAUUGGGGAAUGCCGUCGCGGUGAAUGCUUCGACUACGGAAAGCAGGCGUGUACGCCUGCAAGAAGCUGGAGAAACUACUGCAGGCACUAAUCACAUGGAGCAAU
Messenger RNA from Lutzomyia longipalpis, 2231 nucleotides. Its product is annotated as mucin-2-like. Lineage: Eukaryota; Metazoa; Arthropoda; Insecta; Diptera; Psychodidae. The coding region runs from base 280 to 2217 and encodes 645 amino acids. The transcript is spliced from 3 exons. The record is from RefSeq and is a predicted model, not a curated record. Gene Ontology annotation, molecular function: chitin binding.